GCAACGACGCACUUUACCCCGAACUCAAAAUGGCUUCAAAGGUUAUGUUAGUGUUGUUCGUCGUAGUACCUUAUGCCGCUUCAGCACUGGAAUGCAUCAGUUGUACGAACAAAUACGAUUCUGACUGCACAUCGGGCCAGUCGCAAAACUACCAGACUUGCGUUGACCUAUCCAUGCAUGGUGCGACAGCGUGGUGUGUUUCCGCCUCGUUUCUUAACACUUGGGUUCUACCGUUGGAAAUAUUGCACAACCGAAGCUGCUAUUGGAUGAAAGAAGAGGACAGAGAUGAUAUCUGUAAAAAUUUGGGACAAUUUUACAAGAAUGUAACUCAAUGUAAUUAUUGCAAUACUGACAGAUGCAACAAUUCACCAAUGAUUUGAUCGAGUGGAUCACUACACUAUAUUUUACUAUAAUACCGUGAAACAUAAAUAUAUUCUGUCAAUGGUUUUUUUAAGUAUGUAAUAUCUUUGUACUUUGG
This is a messenger RNA of Photinus pyralis (common eastern firefly), 478 nucleotides long. RefSeq lists its product as uncharacterized. The transcript is spliced from 2 exons. The coding region runs from base 30 to 380 and encodes 116 amino acids. Lineage: Eukaryota; Metazoa; Arthropoda; Insecta; Coleoptera; Lampyridae. The record is from RefSeq and is a predicted model, not a curated record.